Messenger RNA from Knipowitschia caucasica, 6693 nucleotides. NCBI's taxonomy places the organism in Eukaryota, Metazoa, Chordata, Actinopteri, Gobiiformes, Gobiidae. The record is from the annotation of a GenBank genome assembly.
AUGUUUCUCCGCCGCAGAUGGGCUCCUGACCGCGGGGCCCCGGCUGCCGCUCAAACCCUGGAUGGCUUCAUCUUCGUGGUCGCUCCUGACGGGAAAAUUAUGUACAUCUCGGAGACGGCGUCGGUGCAUUUGGGGCUGUCCCAGGUGGAGCUGACGGGGAACAGUAUCUUCGAGUACGUGCACCCGGCCGACCACGACGAGAUGACCGCGGUCCUCACGCCGCAUCAGCCCUACCACACACACUUCCUCCAGGAAUACGAGAUGGAGCGCUCCUUUUUCCUGAGGAUGAAAUGUGUUUUGGCCAAAAGGAACGCGGGCCUCACCAGCGGCGGCUACAAGGUGAUCCACUGCAGUGGGUACCUGAAGAUCCGCCAGUACAGCCUGGACAUGUCUCCGUUCGAGGGCUGCUUCCAGAACGUGGGUCUGGUGGCGCGGCUCUCUGUGGUCCUCUCUGUGAUCCUCUCUGUGGUCCUCUCUGUGGUCCUCUCUGUGGUCCUCUCUGUGGUCCUCUCUGUGGUCCUCUCUGUGGUCCUCUCUGUGGUCCUCUCUGUGGUCCUCUCUGUGAUCCUCUCUGUGGUCCUCUCUGUGGUCCUCUCUGUGGUCCUCUCUGUGGUCCUCUCUGUGGUCCUCUCUGUGGUCCUCUCUGUGGUCCUCUCUGUGAUCCUCUCUGUGAUCCUCUCUGUGGUCCUCUCUGUGGUCCUCUCUGUGAUCCUCUCUGUGGUCCUCUCUGUGAUCCUCUCUGUGAUCCUCUCUGUGGUCCUCUCUGUGGUCCUCUCUGUGGUCCUCUCUGUGAUCCUCUCUGUGAUCCUCUCUGUGGUCCUCUCUGUGAUCCUCUCUGUGAUCCUCUCUGUGGUCCUCUCUGUGAUCCUCUCUGUGGUCCUCUCUGUGGUCCUCUCUGUGAUCCUCUCUGUGGUCCUCUCUGUGGUCCUCUCUGUGGUCCUCUCUGUGGUCCUCUCUGUGGUCCUCUCUGUGGUCCUCUCUGUGGUCCUCUCUGUGAUCCUCUCUGUGGUCCUCUCUGUGGUCCUCUCUGUGGUCCUCUCUGUGAUCCUCUCUGUGAUCCUCUCUGUGGUCCUCUCUGUGGUCCUCUCUGUGGUCCUCUCUGUGGUCCUCUCUGUGAUCCUCUCUGUGAUCCUCUCUGUGAUCCUCUCUGUGAUCCUCUCUGUGGUCCUCUCUGUGAUCCUCUCUGUGGUCCUCUCUGUGAUCCUCUCUGUGAUCCUCUCUGUGGUCCUCUCUGUGGUCCUCUCUGUGAUCCUCUCUGUGGUCCUCUCUGUGGUCCUCUCUGUGGUCCUCUCUGUGAUCCUCUCUGUGAUCCUCUCUGUGGUCCUCUCUGUGGUCCUCUCUGUGAUCCUCUCUGUGAUCCUCUCUGUGGUCCUCUCUGUGAUCCUCUCUGUGGUCCUCUCUGUGGUCCUCUCUGUGAUCCUCUCUGUGAUCCUCUCUGUGGUCCUCUCUGUGGUCCUCUCUGUGGUCCUCUCUGUGAUCCUCUCUGUGGUCCUCUCUGUGGUCCUCUCUGUGAUCCUCUCUGUGGUCCUCUCUGUGAUCCUCUCUGUGGUCCUCUCUGUGGGUCCUCUCUGUGAUCCUGUGAUCCUCUCUGUGAUCCUCUCUGUGAUCCUCUCUGUGGUCCUCUCUGUGGUCCUCUCUGUGGUCCUCUCUGUGAUCCUCUCUGUGAUCCUCUCUGUGGUCCUCUCUGUGGUCCUCUCUGUGAUCCUCUCUGUGGUCCUCUCUGUGGUCCUCUCUGUGGUCCUCUCUGUGAUCCUCUCUGUGAUCCUCUCUGUGGUCCUCUCUGUGGUCCUCUCUGUGAUCCUCUCUGUGAUCCUCUCUGUGGUCCUCUCUGUGAUCCUCUCUGUGGUCCUCUCUGUGGUCCUCUCUGUGAUCCUCUCUGUGAUCCUCUCUGUGGUCCUCUCUGUGGUCCUCUCUGUGGUCCUCUCUGUGGUCCUCUCUGUGGUCCUCUCUGUGAUCCUCUCUGUGAUCCUCUCUGUGGUCCUCUCUGUGAUCCUCUCUGUGGUCCUCUCUGUGGUCCUCUCUGUGGUCCUCUCUGUGAUCCUCUCUGUGGUCCUCUCUGUGAUCCUCUCUGUGAUCCUCUCUGUGGUCCUCUCUGUGAUCCUCUCUGUGGUCCUCUCUGUGGUCCUCUCUGUGAUCCUCUCUGUGAUCCUCUCUGUGGUCCUCUCUGUGGUCCUCUCUGUGGUCCUCUCUGUGGUCCUCUCUGUGAUCCUCUCUGUGGUCCUCUCUGUGAUCCUCUCUGUGAUCCUCUCUGUGGUCCUCUCUGUGAUCCUCUCUGUGGUCCUCUCUGUGGUCCUCUCUGUGAUCCUCUCUGUGAUCCUCUCUGUGGUCCUCUCUGUGGUCCUCUCUGUGAUCCUCUCUGUGGUCCUCUCUGUGAUCCUCUCUGUGAUCCUCUCUGUGAUCCUCUCUGUGGUCCUCUCUGUGAUCCUCUCUGUGAUCCUCUCUGUGAUCCUCUCUGUGGUCCUCUCUGUGGUCCUCUCUGUGGUCCUCUCUGUGAUCCUCUCUGUGGUCCUCUCUGUGGUCCUCUCUGUGGUCCUCUCUGUGGUCCUCUCUGUGAUCCUCUCUGUGGUCCUCUCUGUGAUCCUCUCUGUGGUCCUCUCUGUGGUCCUCUCUGUGAUCCUCUCUGUGGUCCUCUCUGUGAUCCUCUCUGUGAUCCUCUCUGUGGUCCUCUCUGUGUUCCUCUCUGUGAUCCUCUCUGUGAUCCUCUCUGUGGUCCUCUCUGUGGUCCUCUCUGUGAUCCUCUCUGUGGUCCUCUCUGUGAUCCUCUCUGUGGUCCUCUCUGUGGUCCUCUCUGUGGUCCUCUCUGUGAUCCUCUCUGUGGUCCUCUCUGUGGUCCUCUCUGUGAUCCUCUCUGUGGUCCUCUCUGUGAUCCUCUCUGUGGUCCUCUCUGUGGUCCUCUCUGUGAUCCUCUCUGCGAUCCUCUCUGUGGUCCUCUCUGUGAUCCUCUCUGUGAUCCUCUCUGUGGUCCUCUCUGUGAUCCUCUCUGUGGUCCUCUCUGUGGUCCUCUCUGUGAUCCUCUCUGUGGUCCUCUCUGUGGUCCUCUCUGUGAUCCUCUCUGUGGUCCUCUCUGUGGUCCUCUCUGUGGUCCUCUCUGUGAUCCUCUCUGUGAUCCUCUCUGUGGUCCUCUCUGUGAUCCUCUCUGUGGUCCUCUCUGUGGUCCUCUCUGUGGUCCUCUCUGUGAUCCUCUCUGUGGUCCUCUCUGUGGUCCUCUCUGUGAUCCUCUCUGUGAUCCUCUCUGUGGUCCUCUCUGUGAUCCUCUCUGUGGUCCUCUCUGUGGUCCUCUCUGUGAUCCUCUCUGUGGUCCUCUCUGUGGUCCUCUCUGUGAUCCUCUCUGUGGUCCUCUCUGUGGUCCUCUCUGUGGUCCUCUCUGUGAUCCUCUCUGUGGUCCUCUCUGUGGUCCUCUCUGUGAUCCUCUCUAAAAUGGCCUCUUCCGUCUGUCUGCCCCGGGACGACUGCGACCACAAAACAUGCAACCGCUUAGACUUUGAAGUGGCGGAGCUGACGGGGUACGAGCCUCAGGACCUGAUCGAGAAGACCCUGUACCACCACGUCCACAGCUGCGACACCUUCCACCUGCGCUGCGCCCACCACCUGCUGCUGGUCAAAGGACAGGUCACCACCAAGUACUACCGCUUCUUGGCCAAACACGGCGGAUGGGUGUGGGUUCAAAGCUACGCCACCAUCGUCCACAACAGCCGCUCGUCCAGACCACACUGCAUCGUCAGCGUCAACUACGUCCUCACGGACACUGAGUACAAGGGCAUGCAGCUGUCUCUGGACCAGAUGAGUCCCACCAAACCAGCCUUCCCCUACGCCUCCGACCAGCAUUCUGAGGACCGCAAGAGCUCCAAACCCCGUCUGAGCCAGGGCAAGACCAAGGCCCGGGUCUCCCCAUACCCACAGGUGAGCACAGGCCAGGGCAAGACCAAGGCCCGGGUCUCCCCAUACCCACAGGUGAGCACAGGCCAGGGCAAGACCAAGGCCCGGGUCUCCCCAUACCCACAGGUGAGCACAGGCCAGGGCAAGACCAAGGCCCGGGUCUCCCCAUACCCACAGGUGAGCACAGGCCAGGGCAAGACCAAGGCCCGGGUCUCCCCAUACCCACAGGUGAGCACAGGCCAGGGCAAGACCAAGGCCCGGGUCUCCCCAUACCCACAGGUGAGCACAGGCCAGGGCAAGACCAAGGCCCGGGUCUCCCCAUACCCACAGGUGAGCACAGGCCAGGGCAAGACCAAGGCCCGGGUCUCCCCAUACCCACAGGUGAGCACAGGCCAGGGCAAGACCAAGGCCCGGGUCUCCCCAUACCCACAGGUGAGCACAGGCCAGGGCAAGACCAAGGCCCGGGUCUCCCCAUACCCACAGGUGAGCACAGGCCAGGGCAAGACCAAGGCCCGGGUCUCCCCAUACCCACAGGUGAGCACAGGCCAGGGCAAGACCAAGGCCCGGGUCUCCCCAUACCCACAGGUGAGCACAGGCCAGGGCAAGACCAAGGCCCGGGUCUCCCCAUACCCACAGGUGAGCACAGGCCAGGGCAAGACCAAGGCCCGGGUCUCCCCAUACCCACAGGUGAGCACAGGCCAGGGCAAGACCAAGGCCCGGGUCUCCCCAUACCCACAGGUGAGCACAGGCCAGGGCAAGACCAAGGCCCGGGUCUCCCCAUACCCACAGGUGAGCACAGGCCAGGGCAAGACCAAGGCCCGGGUCUCCCCAUACCCACAGGUGAGCACAGGCCAGGGCAAGACCAAGGCCCGGGUCUCCCCAUACCCACAGGUGAGCACAGGCCAGGGCAAGACCAAGGCCCGGGUCUCCCCAUACCCACAGGUGAGCACAGGCCAGGGCAAGACCAAGGCCCGGGUCUCCCCAUACCCACAGGUGAGCACAGGCCAGGGCAAGACCAAGGCCCGGGUCUCCCCAUACCCACAGGUGAGCACAGGCCAGGGCAAGACCAAGGCCCGGGUCUCCCCAUACCCACAGGUGAGCACAGGCCAGGGCAAGACCAAGGCCCGGGUCUCCCCAUACCCACAGGUGAGCACAGGCCAGGGCAAGACCAAGGCCCGGGUCUCCCCAUACCCACAGGUGAGCACAGGCCAGGGCAAGACCAAGGCCCGGGUCUCCCCAUACCCACAGGUGAGCACAGGCCAGGGCAAGACCAAGGCCCGGGUCUCCCCAUACCCACAGGUGAGCACAGGCCAGGGCAAGACCAAGGCCCGGGUCUCCCCAUACCCACAGGUGAGCACAGGCCAGGGCAAGACCAAGGCCCGGGUCUCCCCAUACCCACAGCAGUUCUCGGCCUUUAACCCCGAGCGCUCGGAGUCGGACCAGGACAGUCCGUGGGGGGGCAGCCCUCAGACCGACUCGGCGUCUCCUCAGCUGCUGGAGGCGGCGGAGGCCUCAGAUUCCUGUGCCUACAGACUGUACCCGGAGCCCGCGGCGCCGCUGUGCUACGGUCUGUCGGAGGAGGUCGGCCACGCCCACCCGUCCUGCGAGCGCGUGCGUUGCCACGGCGGCCGCUACUUCCUGGGAACACCACAGUCGGGACGCGAGAUGUGGUGGGACGCCACACGGUCUGUACUGUCGCUGCCAAAGGCCUCGGACGGCGAGGCCUUCGAGAUCACGGCCUACGGAGCCAUCACCGUUCUCCUGGUGUCCUUUGGGGGGUUCUCCUGGUGUCCUUUGGGGGGUUCUCCUGGUGUCCUUUGGGGGGUUCUCCUGGUGUCCUUUGGGGGGUUCUCCUGGUGUCCUUUGGGGGGUUCUCCUGGUGUCCUUUGGGGGGUUCUCCUGGUGUCCUUUGGGGGGUUCUCCUGGUGUCCUUUGGAGGGUUCUCCUGGUGUCCUUUGGGGAGUUCUCCUGGUGUCCUUUGGGGGGUUCUCCUGGUGUCCUUUGGGGGGUUCUCCUGGUGUCCUUUGGGGGGUUCUCCUGGUGUCCUUUGGGGGGUUCUCCGGGUGUCCUUUGGGGAGUUCUCCUGGUGUCCUUUGGGGAGUUCUCCUGGUGUCCUUUGGGGGGUUCUCCUGGUGUCCUUUGGGGGGUUCUCCUGGUGUCCUUUGGGGGGUUCUCCUGGUGUCCUUUGGGGGGUUCUCCUGGUGUCCUUUGGAGGGUUCUCCUGGCCGCGGUCACUGGGACGAGGACAGCGUGGUGAGCUCGCCCGAAGGCGGCGGCUCCACCAGCGACUCCGGGGAGCGUUUCCACGGCGACCAGUUCCGCAGCAGCCCCCGCGAGCCCAGCAAGAUGGAGACGCUGAUCCGAGCCACGCAGCACAUGAUCAAAGAGGAGGAGACUCGGCUUCACCACCACCACCACCAGCUGCACAAGACCUCCGUCACCAUGGCAACCGACCGUCUGCACCACCUGCCCACGCCACGCCUCCAGAGCGCCACGCCCGCACACAUGGGAAACUCCCCGGAGCCGGACGACAGCGCGGUCACCAGCCCCGCCUCGCUGUCCCGCCUCAGCAGCCCCAGUUCAGACAGUGCGCACAGACCUCCGGGAGCCAAAGACUUCCUCCAGGACUCUGAGGCUCCGCCCCCUCUGCCCUCCGGCGGCGCCUACGCUCUGGCGGGUUACUCCCUGGAGCAGCUGUACGAGCCCGAGGCCCUCAGGAGCUACCCCUGCCCCGCGCCCUACGACCUGGUGCGCUUACAGGCCGAGCAGAUGCAGCCGCACAAGCCCACCUCGGUGAUCAUCACCAACGGGAGCUGA